Molecule: messenger RNA, 8517 nt
Organism: Carlito syrichta (Philippine tarsier)
Lineage: Eukaryota; Metazoa; Chordata; Mammalia; Primates; Tarsiidae
Gene: ABCA1
Product: ATP binding cassette subfamily A member 1
Exons: 50
Coding region: 426-7211 (2261 amino acids)
Biological process (GO): lipid transport; transmembrane transport
Cellular component (GO): intracellular membrane-bounded organelle; membrane
Molecular function (GO): ATP hydrolysis activity; ATP binding; ABC-type transporter activity
Source: RefSeq, a predicted model, not a curated record
GGAGGAGGGAGAGAACAGGCUUUGACCGAUAGUAACCCCUGCGCUCAGUGCAGCCGAAUCUAUAAAAGGAACUAGUCUAGGCAAAAACCCGUAAUUCCGUGGGAGAGUGAGUGGGGCCGGGACCCGCCGAGCCGAGCCGACAUCUCUCUCCCUGGGAGCGGGUGGGCAGAGCAGAGGGUGCCCCACGCCACCAGGGUUAAUUUCUCGGGGCGCUUUGCUCCCUGGUUUUUUUUUUUUUUUUUUUUUCCCCUUUUCCCUUUUCUUUUUCUCCCCUUCACCGGAAGGGUUUGCCUAGGGGUGGGGGAGAGACGCAAACACAAAAGCAGAAAACAGUUAAUGACCAGCCACUGUGUCCCUGCUGCGAGCUCUGGCUACUGCCUUCCAGGGCUCCCAAGCCACACGCUGUGGGUGCUGGCGGAGGGAACAUGGCUUGUUGGCCUCAGUUGAGGUUGCUGCUGUGGAAGAACCUCACUUUCAGAAGAAGACAAACAUGUCAGCUGCUGCUCGAAGUGGCCUGGCCUCUCUUUAUCUUCCUGAUCCUGAUCUCUGUUCGGCUGAGCUACCCACCGUAUGAACAACAUGAAUGCCACUUUCCAAAUAAAGCCAUGCCCUCUGCGGGAACACUUCCUUGGGUUCAAGGGAUUAUCUGUAAUGCCAACAACCCCUGUUUCCGUUAUCCGACUCCUGGUGAGGCUCCUGGGGUUGUUGGAAACUUUAACAAAUCCAUUGUGUCUCGCCUGUUCUCAGAUGCUCAGAGGCUUCUUCUAUAUAGUCAGAGAGACACCAGCAUGAAGGACAUCCACAAAGUUCUGAGAACAUUACGGCAGAUCAAGAAUUUCAGACCAAGCUUGAAGCUUCAGGAUUUCCUGAUGGAUAAUGAAACGUUCUCUGGGUUCCUGUAUCACAACCUUUCUCUCCCAAGGCCUACGGUGGAUAAAAUGCUGAGGGCUGAUAUCAGUCUCACCAAGGUAUUUUUACAAGGCUACCAGUUACAUUUGACUAGUCUGUGCAAUGGAUCAAAAUUAGAACAGCUGAUUCAACUUGGUGACCAAGAAGUUUCUGAGCUUUGCAGCCUAUCGAGGGAGAAACUAGAUGCAGCAGAGCGAGUCCUUCAUUCCAAUAUGAACAUUCUGAAGCCAAUCCUGACAGGACUAAACUCUACAUCUACCUUCCCAACCAAGGAGCUGACUAUGGCCACAGAAACUUUGCUACACAGUCUUGGGACUCUGGCCCAGGAGCUGUUCAGCACAACAAGCUGGAGUGACAUGCGACAGGAGGUGAUGUUUCUGACCAACGUGAACAACUCUGGCUCUUCCACCCAAAUAUACCAGGCUGUGUCUCGCAUCGUCUGUGGCCAUCCCGAGGGUGGGGGGCUGAAGAUCAAGUCCCUCAACUGGUAUGAGGACAACAACUACAAAGCCCUCUUUGGAGGCAACGGCACCGAGGAAGAUGCUGAAACCUUCUAUGAUAACUCUACAACUCCUUACUGCAAUGACUUGAUGAAGAAUUUAGAGUCUAGUCCUCUGUCCCGCAUCAUUUGGAAAGCUCUCAAGCCUCUGCUUGUCGGGAAGAUCCUGUAUACACCUGACACUCCAGCCACAAGGCAGGUUAUGGCUGAGGUGAACAAGACCUUCCAGGAACUGGCUGUGUUCCAUGAUCUGGAAGGCAUGUGGGAAGAACUCAGCCCUAAGAUCUGGACCUUCAUGGAGAACAGCCAAGAGAUGGACCUUGUUCGGACGCUGUUGGAUAGCAGAGGCAAUGACCACUUUUGGGAACAGCAGUUGAAUGGCUUAGAUUGGACAGCCCAAGACAUUGUGGCAUUUUUGGCCAAGCACCCAGAGGAUGUCCAGUCUGCUAAUGGCUCCGUGUACACCUGGAGAGAAGCUUUCAAUGAGACCAACCAGGCAAUUCAGACCAUAUCUCGCUUCAUGGAGUGUGUCAACCUGAACAAGCUGGAACCUAUAGCCACAGAAGUCUGGCUCAUCAACAAGUCCAUGGAGCUGCUGAAUGAGAGGAAGUUCUGGGCUGGUAUUGUGUUCACUGGAAUUGGUCCAGGCAGUGUAGAGCUGCCCCAUCAUGUCAAGUACAAGAUCCGAAUGGACAUUGAUAAUGUGGAGAGGACAAAUAAGAUUAGGGAUGCGUACUGGGACCCCGGUCCUCGGGCUGACCCCUUUGAGGAUAUGCGGUACGUCUGGGGUGGCUUCACCUACUUGCAGGAUGUAGUGGAGCAGGCAAUCAUCAGGGUGCUGACAGGCACCGAGAAGAAAACUGGUGUCUACAUGCAACAGAUGCCCUACCCCUGUUAUGUUGAUGACAUCUUCCUGCGGGUGAUGAGCCGGUCAAUGCCUCUCUUCAUGACGCUGGCCUGGAUUUACUCUGUGGCUGUGAUCAUCAAGGGCAUCGUGUAUGAGAAGGAGGCACGGCUGAAGGAGACCAUGCGGAUCAUGGGCCUGGACAACGGCAUCCUCUGGUUUAGCUGGUUCAUCAGCAGCCUCAUCCCUCUGCUCGUGAGCGCUGGCCUGCUGGUGGUCAUCUUGAAGUUAGGAAACCUGCUUCCCUACAGUGACCCCGGCGUGGUGUUUGUCUUCCUGUCUGUGUUUGCUGUGGUGACCAUCCUGCAGUGCUUCCUGAUCAGCACACUCUUCUCCAGAGCCAACUUGGCGGCAGCCUGUGGGGGCAUCAUCUAUUUCACGCUGUACCUGCCCUAUGUCCUGUGUGUGGCAUGGCAGGACUAUGUGGGCUUCACACUCCAGAUCUUCGCUAGCCUGCUGUCUCCUGUGGCUUUUGGGUUUGGCUGUGAGUACUUUGCCCUUUUUGAGGAGCAGGGCAUUGGGGUGCAGUGGGACAACCUGUUUGAGAGUCCUGUGGAGGAAGAUGGCUUCAAUCUCACCACAUCAGUCUCCAUGAUGCUGUUUGAUGCCUUCCUCUAUGGGGUGAUGACCUGGUACAUCGAGGCUGUCUUUCCAGGCCAGUAUGGAAUUCCCAGGGCCUGGUAUUUUCCUUGCACCAAGUCCUACUGGUUUGGUGAGAAAAGUGAUGAGAAGAGCCACCCUGGUUCCAGCCAGAAAGGAAUAUCAGAAAUCUGCAUGGAGGAGGAACCCACCCACCUGAAGCUGGGCGUGUCCAUUCAGAACCUGGUAAAAGUUUACCGAGAUGGCAUGAAGGUGGCUGUCGAUGGCUUGGCACUGAAUUUUUAUGAGGGCCAGAUCACCUCCUUCUUGGGCCACAAUGGAGCAGGGAAGACAACUACCAUGUCAAUCCUGACUGGGCUGUUUCCUCCCACCUCGGGCACUGCCUACAUCCUGGGGAAAGACAUUCGCUCUGAGAUGAGCACCAUCCGGCAGAACCUGGGAGUCUGUCCCCAGCAUAACGUGCUCUUUGACAUGCUGACUGUUGAAGAGCAUAUCUGGUUCUAUGCCCGUCUGAAAGGGCUCUCAGAGACACAUGUGAAAGCAGAGAUGGAACAGAUGGCCCUGGAUGUUGGUUUGCCACCUAGCAAACUGAAAAGCAAAACAAGCCAGCUGUCAGGUGGAAUGCAGAGAAAGCUGUCUGUGGCCUUGGCCUUUGUGGGGGGAUCCAAGGUUGUCAUUCUGGAUGAACCCACAGCUGGGGUGGACCCUUACUCCCGGAGGGGAAUAUGGGAGCUGCUGCUGAAAUACCGACAAGGCCGCACCAUUAUUCUCUCCACACACCACAUGGAUGAAGCAGACAUCCUGGGGGACAGGAUUGCCAUCAUUUCCCAUGGGAAGCUGUGCUGUGUGGGCUCCUCCCUGUUUCUAAAGAACCAGCUGGGAACAGGCUACUACCUGACCCUGGUCAAGAAAGAUGUGGAAUCCUCCCUCAGUUCCUGCAGAAAUAGCAGCAGCACUGUGUCAUACCUGAAAAAGGAGGACAGUGUUUCUCAGAGCAGUUCUGAUGCUGGCCUGGGCAGCGACCAUGAGAGUGACACGCUGACCAUCGAUGUCUCCGCUAUCUCCAACCUCAUCAGAAAGCAUGUGUCUGAAGCCCGACUGGUAGAAGACAUUGGGCAUGAACUGACCUACGUGUUGCCGUAUGAAGCUGCUAAAGAGGGGGCCUUUGUGGAACUCUUCCAUGAGAUUGAUGAUCGGCUCUCAGACCUGGGCAUCUCUAGUUAUGGCAUCUCAGAGACUACCCUGGAAGAAAUAUUCCUCAAAGUGGCUGAAGAGAGUGGGGUAGACGCGGAAACCUCAGAUGGAACCUUGCCAGCAAGAAGAAACCGGCGGGCCUUUGGAGACAAGCAGAGCUGUCUUCGCCCAUUCACUGAGGACGAUGCUAUUGAUCCAAAUGAUUCUGACAUUGACCCAGAAUCCAGAGAGACAGACUUGCUCAGUGGAGUGGAUGGCAAAGGCUCCUACCAGGUGAAGGGCUGGAAACUCACACAGCAACAGUUUGUGGCCCUUUUGUGGAAGAGACUGCUGAUUGCCAGGCGGAGUCGGAAAGGAUUUUUUGCUCAGAUUGUCCUGCCAGCUGUGUUUGUCUGCAUUGCCUUGGUGUUCAGCCUGAUUGUGCCACCUUUUGGCAAGUACCCCAGCCUGGAACUUCAGCCCUGGAUGUACAGUGAGCAGUACACAUUUGUCAGUAAUGAUGCUCCAGAGGACAUGGGCACCCAGAAACUCUUGAUUGCCCUCACCAAAGACCCUGGCUUUGGGACCCGAUGUAUGGAAGGAAACCCAAUUCCAGACAUGCCUUGUUUGGCGGGGGAUGAGGAGUGGACCACAGCUCCAGUUCCCCAGACCAUCAUGGACCUCUUCCAAAAUGGAAACUGGACGAUGGAGAACCCCUCACCAGCCUGCCAGUGUAGCAGCGACAAAAUCAAGAAAAUGCUGCCUGUGUGUCCCUCAGGGGCAGGGGGGCUGCCUCCUCCACAAAGAAAACAGAACACUGCAGACAUCCUUCAGGACCUGACAGGAAGAAACAUUUCAGAUUAUCUGGUGAAGACAUACGUGCAGAUCAUAGCCAAAAGCUUAAAGAACAAGAUCUGGGUAAAUGAGUUUAGGUACGGCGGGUUUUCCCUGGGCGUCAGUAAUUCUCAAGCGCUUCCUCCAAGUCAAGAAGUUAAUGAUGCCAUCAAGCAAAUGAAGAAACACUUGAAGCUAGCCAAGGACAGUUCUGCAGAUCGAUUUCUCAAUAACUUGGGAAGGUUUAUGACAGGACUGGACACCAAAAAUAAUGUCAAGGUGUGGUUCAAUAACAAGGGCUGGCAUGCCAUCAGCUCUUUCCUGAAUGUCAUCAACAAUGCCAUUCUCCGGGCCAACUUGCAAAAGGGAGAGAAUCCUAGCCAUUAUGGGAUUACUGCUUUCAAUCACCCCCUGAAUCUCACCAAGCAGCAGCUGUCAGAGGUGGCUCUAAUGACCACAUCAGUGGAUGUCCUCGUGUCCAUCUGUGUCAUCUUUGCAAUGUCCUUCGUCCCAGCCAGCUUUGUUGUGUUCCUGAUCCAGGAGCGGGUCAGUAAAGCGAAGCACCUGCAGUUCAUCAGUGGAGUGAAGCCUGUCAUCUACUGGCUCUCCAAUUUUGUCUGGGAUAUGUGCAAUUAUGUGGUCCCUGCCACGCUGGUCAUUAUCAUCUUCAUCUGCUUCCAGCAAAAGUCCUAUGUGUCCUCCACCAAUUUGCCUGUGCUAGCCCUUCUACUUUUGCUGUACGGGUGGUCGAUCACGCCUCUCAUGUACCCAGCCUCCUUCGUGUUUAAGAUCCCCAGCACAGCCUAUGUGGUGCUCACCAGCGUGAACCUCUUCAUUGGCAUCAACGGCAGUGUGGCCACCUUCGUGCUGGAGCUCUUCACCAACAAUAAACUGAAUAAUAUCAAUGAUAUCCUGAAGUCUGUGUUUUUGAUCUUCCCACAUUUUUGCCUGGGACGAGGGCUUAUUGACAUGGUGAAAAAUCAGGCAAUGGCAGACGCCCUGGAAAGGUUUGGGGAGAAUCGCUUUGUGUCACCACUGUCUUGGGACUUGGUGGGACGAAACCUCUUCGCCAUGGCUGUGGAAGGAGUGGUAUUCUUCCUCAUUACUGUUCUGAUCCAGUACAGAUUCUUCAUCAGACCCAGACCUGUCAAUGCAAAACUCCCUCCUCUGAAUGAUGAGGAUGAAGAUGUGAGGCGGGAAAGACAGAGAAUUCUUGAUGGAGGAGGCCAGAAUGACAUCUUAGAAAUCAAGGAGUUGACGAAGAUAUAUAGGAGGAAGAGGAAGCCUGCUGUUGACAGGAUUUGUGUUGGCAUUCCACCUGGUGAGUGCUUUGGACUUCUGGGAGUUAAUGGAGCUGGGAAAUCAUCAACUUUCAAGAUGUUAACUGGAGAUACCACUGUUACCAGAGGAGAUGCUUUCCUUAACAAAAAUAGUAUCUUAUCGGACAUCCAUGAAGUACACCAGAACAUGGGCUAUUGCCCUCAGUUUGAUGCCAUCACAGAGCUGCUGACUGGGAGAGAACACGUGGAAUUCUUUGCCCUUUUGAGAGGAGUCCCAGAGAAAGAAGUUGGCAAGGUUGGUGAGUGGGCAAUUCGGAAGCUGGGCCUUGUGAAGUAUGGAGAAAAAUAUGCUGGUAACUAUAGUGGAGGCAACAAACGCAAACUCUCAACAGCCAUGGCUUUGAUCGGUGGGCCUCCGGUGGUGUUUCUGGAUGAACCCACUACAGGCAUGGAUCCCAAAGCCCGGCGAUUCUUGUGGAAUUGUGCCCUCAGUAUUGUCAAGGAGGGGAGAUCAGUAGUGCUUACAUCUCAUAGUAUGGAAGAAUGUGAAGCUCUUUGCACUAGGAUGGCAAUUAUGGUCAAUGGGAGGUUCAGAUGUCUUGGAAGCGUUCAACAUCUGAAAAAUAGAUUUGGAGAUGGCUAUACAAUAGUUGUACGAAUAGCAGGAUCCAACCCUGACCUAAAGCCUGUCCAGGAGUUUUUUGGACUCGCCUUUCCAGGAAGCGUCCUAAAAGAGAAACACCGGAACAUGCUACAAUACCAGCUUCCAUCUUCAUUAUCUUCUCUGGCCAGGAUAUUCAGCAUCCUCUCCCAGAGCAAAAAACGACUCCACAUAGAAGACUACUCUGUUUCUCAGACAACACUUGACCAAGUAUUUGUGAACUUUGCCAAGGACCAAAGUGAUGAUGACCAUUUAAAGGACCUCUCAUUACACAAAAACCAGACAGUAGUGGAUGUUGCAGUUCUCACAUCUUUUCUACAGGAUGAGAAAAUGAAAGAAAGUUAUGUAUGAAGAAUCCUGCUCAAACAGGGUGGCUGAAAAUAAGAAGGAGCUAGACCUUCCUUUGCACCAUGUGAAGUGUUCCAGAGAAAAGAGCCAGAAGUUUUUGUGGGAAUAAGUAAACUGGAUACUGUACUGACACUAUUCAAUGCAAUGCAAUUCAAUGCAAUGAAAACAAAAUUCCAUUACAGGGGCAGUGCCUUUGUAGCCUAUGUCAUGUAUGGCUCUCAAGUAAAAAAGACUUGAAUUUAGUUUAUUACCUUAUACCUAUGUGAAACUCUAGUAUGAAACCCAGUGGACAUAUGGGUUUAAGAUCAUACUUUUGUUUUGUUUUGUUCCUGUGUAUUCUGAGGUUACAACAAUUCAUCAAGUAAUCAUGGCCAGUGAUUAUUAAAAUCAGAAGGCAUGCACAUCCUCAAUUAAGCUGUGCCAUGCCAGAAGACUUGUUUUCCAGUGACACAUCCAUUGCUGGCAAUGAGUGUGCCAGAAUUACUAGUGCCAAGUUGCUCAGAAAGUCUGAAGCACCAUCGUGUGUGACACACACUUUUGUUAAAGCUGCUCUUCUCAGAGUCUAUCAACAUCAUUAAAUAUCAGGUGACAAAAUGGUGCCAUGUGUGGCUAAAGUCCUGCUUUGAUCCCCUCUUUGAUGAGCUGCUCUGGUGGCAGUAACAUGCAAAAAUAUGGGUGUCUCUAGACACAGGAAACUUGAUUCCGUUGUUAUGUUGUCCUGUGCUUGAAGCCACGAGUCUACAGGGUCAUCUUUCUGAGAAACUCUUUAAAUAUACCUAGGUCCUGGUAAGAAGCAAAGAAUCAGCAGCCAAACUGCCGGGGCUGCAAGCUGCUGAGGCUAGGGCAGGGGAUUGAAGAGAUGGUGCAUUCAGCCUAGGGAAGCCUGGUCCCAUUUGUCCUGAUUGUCUACUAACACGGUACACUGCAUCUCAAGGUCUUUGUUAUUUGAUACAAAUGUAGUAUUAUUUCUGGCGUCUUUAAUUAAUCUAGGAAAUGUAAAGAUGGAGUUGUAUUUUGACAAAAAUCUUUGUACUUUUUAAUGUUAUUUGGAAUUUUAAGUUCUAGCAGUGACUUCUGGAUCCUUAGAGUGGCCUCUUUGUAGAACCCUGUGGCAUAGAGUAUGGCCAGGCUGCCGCAUUAGUUUUAAUUUCUUUUGUAAGUUUCAUAACAAUCCUUUGACUAGUGCCUAGAAAACAAUGUGAUAGUCUCAUGACAUUAUAUUUGAGUUUCUUUAAGAUCACUUAGAAGACUCUUAAUCUCAGUUCAUCAAUCAAGUACUUUUUGAGUUUAGGCUAUAGCUGAAGGUGUA